GACGUCAACGGCGCGAGCCAGACGGGCUUCAUGGUGCCGCAAGGCUUCCUUAGACGCGGCUCGCGCUGCUCGAACGCGCGAGCGUUCCUGAGGCCGGCGCGGCUUCGACCGAAUCUCCACACAGCACUCAGCGCCUUCGUCACGCGGAUCCUGUUCGAUUCGGCGCGGCGGGCGUAUGGCGUCGUGUUCGACCGCGGGGGCGAGGAAGGGCGCGGACAGGAGGUUCGCGCACGGAGGGAGGUGAUUCUAGCGGCCGGCGCCAUCAACACGCCGCAGCUGCUCCUGCUGUCGGGCGUGGGGCCUUCGCAGCAGCUGAGGCGCUACAACAUCUCUGUUGUGGCCGACCUCCCCGUCGGGCGCAACCUGCAGGAUCACAUAGCCGGUAGCGCUAUCUUCACGAUCAGGGAGCCCGUGUCCCUCCUGUACAGUCGGCUGGAGAACCUCCCUGCCCUCCUCAAGUACACGGUGUUUGGCUCGGGCCCCCUCACCUCCCUGGGCGGCGUCGAGGGGGUCGCCUUCGUGUCCACCAGGUUCGUGAACGCCUCCCUGGACUGGCCCGACAUCGAGUUCCACUUCGUGUCCGGGACGCAUGCCUCGGACGGCGGCUCCCACCUGCGCCGCGCGCUGGGCCUCCGGGAAGAGUACUGGGCCCACUACUUCAGUCACCUUGUCGACCGCGACCAGUUCAGCAUCCUGGCCAAGCUGAUGCGGCCUCGGAGCCGAGGCAUCGUGGAACUCCGCUCGGCUGACCCCUAUGAGUACCCGAAGAUUAUUACCAACUACCUGCACGACCGAGCUGACCUGCUGGUAAUAAAGGAAGGCCUGAAGAUUGCUCGCCAGGUUGGGAACACCCGGGUCUUCCGUGAGUUCGGUGCCAGGCUGUUUGAUCUCCCGCUUCCUGGAUGUGAGAGUUUUGAGAUGACGUCAGAGGCCUACUGGGAGUGUUACAUCAAACACCUGACAUUCACCAUCUACCACUAUUGCGGCACCGCCAAGAUGGGGCCGUACUGGGAUCCCGACGCUGUGGUUGACCCCAUGCUGAGGGUGUACGGGGUCCAGGGACUCCGGGUGGUCGACGCCUCCGUCUUCCCGACCAUCCCCAGCGGCAACACCAACGCCCCCGUCACCAUGGUCGCCGAGAAGGCCGCCCACUUGAUCAAGGCGUUCUGGGCGUCCGCGAAGACCACAGGCGACGGCGACGCUCGCCCCCCCACGGCGCUGCACUCGGAGGAACUCUGAAACCCCGUCUAUCUAUCUGCCUCUGUCUGUCUGUCUGUCUGUCUUUCCCUCUGUCUUUGCCUAUCUGCUUAUUUG
Penaeus indicus is the source of this 1314-nucleotide messenger RNA. RefSeq names its product glucose dehydrogenase [FAD, quinone]-like. NCBI's taxonomy places the organism in Eukaryota, Metazoa, Arthropoda, Malacostraca, Decapoda, Penaeidae. The record is from RefSeq and is a predicted model, not a curated record. The transcript is spliced from 5 exons. The annotation marks the transcript as partial. Gene Ontology annotation, molecular function: flavin adenine dinucleotide binding; oxidoreductase activity, acting on CH-OH group of donors.